CUCCUGCAUCAUCCACACCUACUGCCACUUCUUUGUCACUGUAUUCACCGGUUCGCCAUUGGCAACUUCUUCAUUUCAAAAAGAACGAAAAUGAGUUUCAGGAUUUGAUUGAUCGUCAUCAUGGGUCGAAAGAAGACGAGAGCAAAACGACGUAUCCUCAUUAAGAGCUAUGACGAGGAGGAGGAAGACAAGGUGGUCAUUGAGGAAGUUGUUGUAGUGCCCAGUCUCAUGGAGAACUGCAAGGAUCAGGAAUCUGAUAAUUUGGUUGAAGUUUUCGGGACUGACAUGGGAGAAGCGAGCGAUCCGCAGAUUGAGAGUUUUGAGGAGGAUUUUGAAGAGGUGGAUACUAUAGUUAGUGCUGUCAUGGAAAUAGAUGUCAAAGUGAAACAAGAUGUAAUUGAGAAGGAUGGAAACAAUGAGAACGCUAAAGUUAAUGUGAAUUUGGGUUCUCAAAAUACUUGGGGAUAAAGUGUGAAAAUUUCAACAAUACAGAUGCCAAUUGAAGUUAAGAGCUCAAAUCUCAAUGGAGGAUUGUCUGCGGAGGAAAAGAAUAUGAAUGUUAGUACCUAGAUAAAUCAAAUAUGGGUUCAAGU
Molecule: messenger RNA, 593 nt
Organism: Rubroshorea leprosula
Lineage: Eukaryota; Viridiplantae; Streptophyta; Magnoliopsida; Malvales; Dipterocarpaceae
Source: the annotation of a GenBank genome assembly